Molecule: messenger RNA, 708 nt
Organism: Drechmeria coniospora
Lineage: Eukaryota; Fungi; Ascomycota; Sordariomycetes; Hypocreales; Ophiocordycipitaceae
Exons: 1
Coding region: 1-708 (235 amino acids)
Source: RefSeq, a predicted model, not a curated record
AUGGCGACCUUUCACCCGUUUCCGCACCUCUUUCCCGAGCUUCGCGCCCAUAUCUGGAGACUGACAGCAGAUCCACGUCUCGUCAGCAUCCGCGUGCGUAAGACGGCCACGAGUGACCUUGCCGCCAAGCGAUACCAAUACGCUUCGCCGACACCACCACCUGCCGUCAUGCACGUCUGCCAAGAGUCCCGCAAGCUCGCUCUCUACCAGGAGGCCUUCGUCGCCGGUGGAUCCAACGUUCCACGCUCGUACAUAUGGGUCAACUUUGAGGAAGACAUGAUCUGUCUGGAAGACGACAGCGUGGAGUGGCUUUCACCCCACGAUACAGACAUUCGACGACUCAGGUUCACGGUGCCACGAGGAGACCUUGGUGCCACGUUCUACGAGUAUUUCGCUCACCGCAGCCAUGAAAUGUUGGAGAGGUUCACGGCCUUGAGGGCACUGCACCUGGCCAUCGGCGAGAACAUUUUGCUCUGGGGAUCAACGGUCUGCGGCCCAGGAUAUGGAGCGUGUCCUAGAGAAAAUGUACGAUUUGAAGACCUCAAGACCGGCCUUUUGUUAACUGGGCCGCAAUUGGAGAUGACGUACAGCUGGUCUGAGCUUGAUGGGGGACGCGUACAGGAUAUGGAGGAUUUUGACGACGAGUUGCAGUUUAUGCUUGACAACGACACUGGAUUGGACCUUUCCACAUACGCGAAGAUGGAUUAG